AUGGUCACAAACCACACUACACUCCCACUACUGCACACGCGAAUCUGCCCUCGCUCACACUUCACCUCAAAGUCCGAUCCUGUUUAUUUCCCUUCCCCUUGCCAACCUGUUGAUUUCUUCCUCAAAACACCCUUUCAUCCAUUGCUCUCUCUCUCUCUCUGGGGCUUGAUGCCAAGCUGCAUUUUACCAAAUCAAAACACUUAGGGACUCUGCCCUCCAAGCUCUUGUUUUUAUAUUGUCAUUGUUCUCCACCCCUCUCAACGCAAAAUAACACGUACCUUCCUCCCUCCACCCUUGUGUUCACGUGGCAAGUCUCUGUUGUUUUUGUUGCCUUGUGGCAAUGUGGCCUUUAAAAGCCAGCCCCUCCCCCUCCCCCUAUGGAGAAAGGUGAGCUGGGAUUGUGUGUCUUUGUGGUUAUUAGAGUUGGAGAAAAGAAUGGCAUUAGAAGCUGUGGUUUUCCCCCAAGACCUCUUUGGUUAUACUUGCAGGGAGUGGUAUAACAUGGGAGGGGGAGCAUGGGGAUACGACUUUGGAAGGGUUGGGGAGGAGGAGGAGAAGAAGAGAGAGGUGUUAGAAUGUGAGUUAGGUGGUAAGGUUGGUGGGAGUUGGGACCCCCCUGCCUCCUCCUUGGUGCAAAACCUUGAGGAAUGGGAUGCGAAUUCCUCGUUUCCGGAGGCUUGUGAGGGGAUGGCAUUGGAAGGGGAGGCCAUGGGGGAUGCAGCGGCGGGCCGGAGGAAGAGACGGCGGGCGAAGAGCGUCAAGAACAAGGAGGAGGUGGAGAGCCAGAGGAUGAUCCACAUUGCGGUGGAGCGCAACCGCCGGAAGCAAAUGAACGAAUACCUCGCCGUGCUCCGGUCCCUCAUGCCAUCUUCCUACGUUCAAAGGGGCGAUCAAGCAUCAAUCAUAGGGGGUGCAAUAAACUACGUGAAGGAGCUUGAACAGCUCCUCCAAUCCCUUGAAGUUCAGAAGAGGCUCAGGCAGCGAUCCGAUGCAACCGGGCUCGCGCACCCCUUCGCCAACUUCUUUGCCUUCCCCCAGUACUCAUCAUGCUCUUCUGGUGGCAGCAGCAACAGCAGCAGCACUGCCCACACCAGCAGCAACCACAGCAUUGCUAAUGAAAUGGCAGCUGAGAACCGGCCGGCCAUGGCAGACAUUGAGGUGACAAUGGUCGAGAGCUAUGCCAAUCUCAAGGUGUUCUCGAGGCGCUGGCCGAAGCAGCUGCUCAAGAUGGUGAUGGGGUUGCAGAAUAUGCGCCUGACCACGCUGCACCUCAACGCGACCACCGUGGAUCAGCUGGUCCUGUACUCCUUCAGUCUCAAGGUGGAAGAUGAUUGCCAAUUCACUUCAGUGGAUGAUAUUGCAACUGCAGUAUAUCAAAUGCUGGGGAGGAUCCAAGAGGAGGCUAAUUUCGGCUGAAAAACUCACCAUCUUAGUGUAUUCAUAUCUUUACUGGAAUCAUGUCAUCUGAUUGCUUCAAAUGGUUUUGGUGUAAGAAAUGUUUCGACCGUGUGAUGUGUGCUCUCUAUGUUACCACUUCGCAUA
Messenger RNA from Phoenix dactylifera (date palm), 1542 nucleotides. Its product is annotated as transcription factor bHLH94-like. Gene Ontology annotation, cellular component: nucleus. Lineage: Eukaryota; Viridiplantae; Streptophyta; Magnoliopsida; Arecales; Arecaceae. The record is from RefSeq and is a predicted model, not a curated record. Gene Ontology annotation, molecular function: protein dimerization activity; DNA-binding transcription factor activity. Gene Ontology annotation, biological process: positive regulation of DNA-templated transcription; stomatal complex development; guard cell differentiation.